Molecule: messenger RNA, 1704 nt
Organism: Canariomyces notabilis
Lineage: Eukaryota; Fungi; Ascomycota; Sordariomycetes; Sordariales; Chaetomiaceae
Exons: 1
Coding region: 208-1605 (465 amino acids)
Source: RefSeq, a predicted model, not a curated record
AGCCGGCCGCGUUGGCAUCUGGGUUCACACUGUCCUUUCGAGCACCUCCCACAGCCGUGUCCCGUUGACAAGCACACUCCCUUCAUCCGAAUCGACCGCAUCUCUUCCUUGGGAUCACUGACUGGCGAAUGCUUCUUGCAUAGACGAGCAGCUGCACGAGCGCCGUUGUCUAACUAGGAGGAGGGCCGGCGACGAGGGCCGGUUAGAAUGUCCUACUUUGCCGCUCUUCAAUCCGCUCUCUUUUACUUUCUCGCCUGCACACCAUGCACCAAGAUACAGGCCCACCACAGGAGCCGGCAGCAUGCCAAGAAGGAGAGGGCCGUGAAGGAGCGUAUCGUUAUGGAACAGCCGCACUUAUACCGGCACCCAGAACCUUACAACACCAACCCCUAUUGGGAUGAGGAAAUCAGGAUGGGGCCGAGUUUGCCGAGGAAAGGCAAGGGUGGGGACCGGGUUAGUAAGAGUCUGAGCCAACGGCGACUGACAGCUGCGAGUCGGGACGGCCGUCCGAGUAUUGGCACCGGCAGUAGCGUUGUUGUUUCGGUUUCUGAGAUGGGCUCCAUAGCCAGUCCAAGGCCUUCGACCUGCCCAGCCAGUCCAGCAGGGCUCGGAAGUGCUCCGACUGUGGUGGAGGAGGAUCACAUGGGCCCGGCACUCACCAAGAACCCCUCAGUAUCAACAGCCGGCGACUGGAAUCUCAAACGGUAUCAACGCGAGGAUGAGGAGCUGUGGGGCUAUGAGUCGUCGUGGACAGGUCACAAACUCAUGGACGCCAUCAAGCAUGCCGGCACAAGCGCUGGUCGUUACGUCGAGUCGAAGCUCGGAAUUGAGAAACAAGUAACGGAAGAGGACCGGUACAACUUCUACUUUGCACCCAGAAACCCUCCAGUCAACGAAUACCACCCGCCCGUCGUCAGUAGUAAGCCCGCAAACAAGGAGGCGCUUCGUUGGAUGCUGCAGCCUCCGCCUCCGGCCAAGGUCAUGGACGGCAAGGUGCCCGUAAGUAGGAGCAGCAGCAUGAUGAGCGUCGGUUCGAGGAGGACAGUCAGCACCUACGAUGGAAGUUCGCUAGGGAGAAUGGUGGGCGAGAAGGCCUUUGAGGCCAGGAUCCGAAAGGGCGAGAACCCGUUCGACGGCGAGUUCCGGUCAUCGACGUCUCUGGCUAGGACAAGAUCCCGCGUGGCCAGAGCUUCGUCAAUAGCGAGGACGAAAAGCCGCCGUACUGCAAGAACCAACAGCUUCACAGAGUCGGAGGACUCAUCAGACGAGAAAUUUGGUGGCUACAGAAGGAAACGACUGAGCCACGCGGCUGUUGCUCCCGCUAAUGUGGGAUCUGAUUCUGAAGACGAAGACGACUACGCGCCAAAACGCCUUGAGGCUCUUAGUCACAGCUCCCUGCCGACCCAUGCGGCGCAGAAGCCGAGGUUGCCUACCAUUAUGAGCUCCGGAUCUGACGAUAAAGAAACGGCUGUGAGCACAGAGAAGGGCGUGGCGAUGUCCCCGCUCCAACAAAUCACCAACGCAAAGUCAGAACCAGACUUGACGAAACUGAAGGUUGAACCUGCUUUGUCGCCUGCUCAACCUCACGUGGCGAUACAAGCCUAGCACCGCGGCAGAAUUCUGGAGCCUUGUCGGCCGUUCUUUUCCUUUUCCACUUGAAAAUUUGUUACUCUUUUGUCUGUUGCAAAGUCGGGCUGGUAUAGG